This is a messenger RNA of Vicia villosa (hairy vetch), 630 nucleotides long. RefSeq lists its product as uncharacterized. NCBI's taxonomy places the organism in Eukaryota, Viridiplantae, Streptophyta, Magnoliopsida, Fabales, Fabaceae. Bases 1 to 630 code for a protein of 209 amino acids. The record is from RefSeq and is a predicted model, not a curated record. The transcript has 4 exons.
AUGUCAAGUGGAUCUGUCAAAAAGAUUUCGCUGAAAGAAAUCGAGCAGGUACAAAAUCUCAUAGAACGAUGUAUGCAACUAUAUAUGAACCCAAAAGAAAUUGUGGAAACUCUACUUAUUAAAGCAAAAAUUGAGCGUGGUAUUACAGAAUCUGUACCUCAGAAUCCAUCUUGCUAUGCCUCUGAGCAAUCCAGUGCAGUUGUGAAGAAGCCAAAGAAUAUGAGACAUUCCACCAUACAUGAUGUGCUUAACAAUGGCGGCUCAUCGCUGAACACAAGUAUGCACGAAUUGACUCCGAUAUCUGCUCGUGGCAAUAGGAUUAACAGCCCACCAAGCAUGCUUUCAUCUCAACCCGGAUGUUCCGGUAGUCCCCCUUACAUUUUUGGUCAUGAUGGCACUGUCCUGGAAGUAUGCCCAACUAUUGGUGAUGCAGCGGUUACAUCGUUUAAUAGUGUUGACUCAAACUCCCAUUCUAUGAAUGGAGCACUCAUUGACUCAGAUAUUUCAUCAUUUGGAUCUUUGGGGCAGAUUCCUAUUGACUCAGAUAUUUCAUCAUUUGGAUCUAUGGAUAUUUCUAGAAACUUCAGCCUUUCAGAUCUGACUGCUGAUUUUUUUCAGAGUUCUGAUUGA